AUGAAACCCACCGUUUUCAUAGGGGUGGCUUUGACUCUAUCACGCCCAAUUGCAGCGGAUUGGCAAUUUAAGUCCCGUUCGGACCUUGCGCCACCAAGGCUAAACAUUACCAUUCCGGCGACCAAGGAUGUUGAAAAGGGGUAUUUGUUCGUUGCCCCUUUUGCAGGUUUCCCUGACACCCCUACGGAACAACAUGGACCCAGACAGGCAGGUCCAUAUAUCUUCCGCGAUAACGGCGACUUGAUUUGGUCUGGCUAUGGCAUCUAUAGCAUCUGGUCAACGAACUUCCAAGCGAGCCGCUGGAGAGGCAAAGAUAUUCUCUUCAGCUUCGAAGGGGAUCAUAAUCCAGGCUACGGUCAUGGGCACGGUCAUAUUACCAUAAUGGACAAUCAUUAUGAGACUAUCCGCGAACUUCGAGCUGGCAACCACAAGCUUGUGGACAAGCAUGAGUUCCAUGUUGUCAAUGAGGAGACGGGUCUUAUCCAAAUUUAUCAACCAGUUGCUCGUGACCUGACGAAUUGGGGCGGGAGCACAGAGCAACAGUGGAUUGUCAAUUCUAUAAUCCAAGAACUUGAUAUUGCUACUGGCAAAUUAUUGUUCGAGUGGGCAAGUUUAGAUCACGUUUCACCCGAUGAGGCCAUUCUUCCCCUCAAUCCUGGUCAAGCCGGCUCUGGUUUCAACAGUUCCGAUGCCUGGGACUAUUUCCAUAUUAACAGCGUUGACAAGGAUUCAGACGGCAAUUACCUCAUAUCAGCACGAGAUGCGUGCAGCAUCCAUAAGAUCAACGGGACCGAUGGAAGUAUCAUCUGGAAGCUAGACGGCAAGGAUAGCUCUUUCAACGUACCCAAGGAGGCCAAAUUCUGUUUCCAACAUCACGCGCGAUUCAUCAGCCAAGAAGAUGAUGUUGAAAUCAUUAGUCUUUACGAUAAUAGUGCUCAUGGAACCGAGCAUGGAGGUGGAUCCGAAGUUCAUACAGCGCCGACUAGUAGUGGGAAGAUAAUCAAGGUGAACACUACAUCAUGGGAGGCCGAAUUAGUACAAGCUUUCUUCCCGCCAGACGACCUCCUAUCCAAAUCGCAGGGUUCUACUCAGACGCUUCCGAAUGGAAAUGCGCUCGUAAACUGGGGGUCUUCGGGAGCAGUGACCGAGUAUCUGUCUGAUGGAACACCAAUUUUCCAUGCUUACAUGGACUCAGACUACCUUGGUCUAGGUGUUGAAAACUACCGCGCAUUUCGUUACAACUGGACUGGUAUUCCCAACGAAGAACCUGCUAUUGUGGCACUCAGGAACGAGGAAGGUCUUACAGCAUACGUCAGUUGGAAUGGAGACACCGAGACCAAAACGUGGAGGUUUUAUGCUUCGACAGAUGAUUAUGGAUCUAAAGAGUUCCUAGGCGAGGCGACCAGGACAAGCUUCGAGACGUCAAUUCGAAUCCAGGACGUAAAUAUCGGUGGAAUUUCCGCGGAGGCGAUCGACGGCAAUGGAAGGUCGCUACGAAACACGCGUGUAGCUUUUGUGGAACAAGAAACUAAGCCUGGGGGUAAACCGACUCAAGUUUCUAUACAGAAAGCCACGACCGAGAAGACAAUCGUAAAGCCCAACAGCCGCUGGGAAGGAUAUGGCAUCUUGAAGUAUUUCCGGUCUUUUACCAACGAACUCUGAGCCAACAAUUGUCAAAAAAGCGGUAUGUUGGUGUUAUUUGAACGAACGACGUCGGACCCCUCUCAUACCAAUUCUUCUCUCCUUUCAUUAACAAGAAUUUCUGCACCCAUGGUGGGAUCGCAACAUGAUACCGCACUCUGUAUUUAAGCCUUGAGGAUUGCCACACUCGUUUGACGAUUGAUCCCAACUGACCUUAAUACACUCAUUGAAACAAUAUUUCUAGGCGCAUAAGAGAAUACAGACUAUUGAUAUGGGGCUUGGUGACACUUAUAGCAUCAUUGCUACCCACCAUAAUGUCCAUUGUUGUCUUAUGUUAAAUGGUGGUAGCUGGGAUGCAACGCUGUAAAUACGAUCCAGCCUAUCACAUAGAAAUAAUGAUCAUUCCCACGAUCUCAUAUUCAACAGUAUUCGGCCGUCGAUCAUACUUCUUUGAGUUUAUAGGGAACCCGAUUAGAUUAAGGAGAAAUAAGCUGACCUUGAGUGGGAAUAGCUGAUGCCCAUCAUUGACCACAUUUCAAGCGUGGCUGGCCUCAUCUUCAGCCCACUGCCCACUUAAUAUGUACCGAUGUAUGAGCAUAGCCCUCUCCUAAUUACCUAACGUUCACCAUUAUUGAUGGCGAUCUUGGUGGAAUAAUGAAAUUAAG
Annulohypoxylon maeteangense is the source of this 2306-nucleotide messenger RNA. Its product is annotated as ASST-domain-containing protein. The transcript has 3 exons. NCBI's taxonomy places the organism in Eukaryota, Fungi, Ascomycota, Sordariomycetes, Xylariales, Hypoxylaceae. The record is from RefSeq and is a predicted model, not a curated record. The coding region runs from base 1 to 1662 and encodes 553 amino acids.